This is a messenger RNA of Pan troglodytes (chimpanzee), 3118 nucleotides long. RefSeq names its product solute carrier family 6 member 16 (gene SLC6A16). The record is from RefSeq and is a predicted model, not a curated record. Lineage: Eukaryota; Metazoa; Chordata; Mammalia; Primates; Hominidae. The transcript has 12 exons. Gene Ontology annotation, biological process: sodium ion transmembrane transport; nitrogen compound transport; amino acid transport. The coding region runs from base 341 to 2761 and encodes 806 amino acids. Gene Ontology annotation, cellular component: plasma membrane.
ACAGAGUCUCGCUCUGUCACCCAGGCUGGAGUGCUGUGGUGCGAUCUCGGCUCACUGCAACCUCUGCCUCCCAGGUUCAAGCAAUUCUCUGCCUCAGCCUCCCAAGUAAAUGGGAUUACAGGCAGGCGCCUGCCAGCACACCCAGCUGAUUUUAGUAUUUUUAGUAGAGAUGGGGUUUCACCAUCUUGGCCAGGCUGUCUUGAACUCCUGACCUCGUGAUCCACCCACUUCAGCUUCCCAAAGUUCUGGGAUUACAGGCGUGAGCCACCGCACCCGGCUGACAAGUGUCCUUCUAAGAAACACACAGAGGAGAAGACACAGAAGAGGAGAGCACCAUGUGAUGGUAGACACAGAAAUUGGAGUUCUACAGCCACAAGCCAAGGAACUCCUGGAGCCACCAGGAGAUGGAAGAUGCAAAGAACUGAUUUUCUCUCAGAGCCUCUGGAGGGAGUGUGGCCUUGGUGACACCUUGAUUUUGGACUUCUGGCCUACAGAACCAUCACACUCCUUGCCCGUUCUCUUGUAUUUGAAGAGCCAACAGAAGUUCAGAGUGGCGGGAACUUGGAGACUAAGGAGGAGAAUAGCCCUAGAUGUGAGGUCUCCUCAGGAAGAUGAACCCUCCCUUGCAGAAGUGGGAGCUGCCCCAGAGAGUCUGUCUGAGAUGAAGACAGAGGCCCAGCCUUCGACAUCCUCGCUGGCAAACACCUCAUGGACUGGCACAGUGAUUUCUGACAAUGUCCCAGGAAGUCAAACGUGGGAAGACAAGGGUUCAUUGACCUGGUCUGCAACAUCUUGGACCUCAGAGGCCCAAGUUUCAGCAGCCCGGGUUGCAGAGGCUCAGGCCAGGACCAGUCAGCCCAAACAAAUUUCUGUAUUGGAGGCGUUAACUGCCUCAGGCCUGAACCAGAAACCCGUGCAUGAGAAGGUGCAGAUGACAGAGAAGAAAGAGAGUGAGGUCCUCCUUGCCCGACCGUUCUGGUCCAGCAAAACUGAGUAUAUUCUGGCUCAGGUGGGCUUCUCUAUGAAGCCAUCUUGUCUCUGGCGCUUUGCCUACCUGUGGCUUAACAGUGGAGGCUGCAGUUUCGCUGCCAUCUACAUCUUCAUGCUGUUCCUGGUCGGGGUUCCUCUUCUCUUCCUGGAGAUGGCAGCUGGUCAGAGCAUGCGUCAGGGUGGCAUGGGUGUAUGGAAGAUCAUUGCCCCCUGGAUUGGUGGUGUGGGGUAUUCUAGCUUCAUGGUGUGCUUCAUCCUCGGCCUGUACUUCAAUGUGGUCAAUUCCUGGAUCAUCUUCUACAUGAGCCAGUCCUUCCAGUUUCCCGUUCCAUGGGAGAAAUGUCCCUUAACGAUGAACUCUAGUGGCUUUGAUCCUGAAUGUGAACGGACAACACCCUCCAUAUACUUCUGGUACCAGCAGGCCUUGAAGGCCUCAGACAGAAUCGAGGAUGGCGGGUCACCAGUCUACAGUCUGGUCCUGCCCUUCUUUCUUUGCUGGUGUCUUGUUGGUGCUUUCAUGAUCAAUGGGCUCAAGUCCACUGGGAAGAUAUCGGAUGUGUACAAUAUGAGUGUGUGGUCUCUAGCAGGGGGUCAAGUUUUGUCUAACACAGGCAUAGGCCUUGGCUCCGUUGCCUCCUUAGCCUCCUACAUGCCGCAGUCCAACAACUGUCUCAGUGAUGCCUUUCUCGUGUCUGUGAUAAACCUGCUCACUUUGUUGAUUUUCACAUCUUUCAACUUCUGUGUCCUGGGCUUCUGGGCGACAGUCAUCACACAUCGCUGCUGUGAGAGGAAUGCUGAAAUACUUUUAAAGCUGAUAAACCUAGGGAAACUGCCUCCUGACGCCAAGCCCCCUGUCAACCUGCUUUACAACCCAACCUCCAUCUACAAUGCCUGGCUCAGUGGCCUUCCCCAGCACAUCAAAAGCAUGGUUCUCCGUGAGGUGACUGAGUGCAACAUAGAGACUCAGUUUCUUAAGGCUAGCGAGGGCCCAAAGUUUGCAUUCCUGUCCUUUGUUGAAGCCAUGUCCUUCCUUCCUCCGUCUGUCUUCUGGUCUUUUAUCUUCUUCCUGAUGUUGCUGGCCAUGGGGCUGAGCAGCGCAAUAGGGAUUAUGCAGGGCAUCAUUACUCCACUCCAGGACACCUUCUCUUUCUUCAGGAAACAUACAAAGCUGCUCAUAGUGGGAGUCUUUUUGCUCAUGUUCGUGUGCGGCCUCUUCUUCACUCAACCUUCAGGCAGCUACUUCAUCAGACUGCUGAGUGACUACUGGAUAGUCUUCCCCAUCAUCGUCAUUGUCGUAUUUGAAACCAUGGCUGUAUCCUGGGCCUAUGGGGCCAGGAGGUUCCUUGCAGACCUGACGAUCCUGUUGGGCCACCCCAUCUCUCCCGUCUUUGGUUGGCUGUGGCCCCAUCUGUGUCCAGUUGUGCUGCUAAUCAUCUUUGUGACCACGAUGGUUCAUCUUUGUAUGAAGCCGAUCACCUACAUGUCCUGGGACUCAAGCACUUCAAAAGAGGUGCUUCGACCAUACCCACCAUGGGCACUGCUCUUGAUGAUCACCCUUUUUGCCAUUGUCAUCCUCCCCAUCCCUGCAUACUUUGUAUACUGCCGCAUACAUAGGAUUCCCUUCAGGCCCAAGAGCGGAGACGGGCCUAUGACAGCCUCCACAUCCCUACCACUAAGUCACCAGCUAACACCCAGUAAAGAGGUUCAAAAGGAAGAAAUUCUACAAGUUGAUGAAACAAAGUACCCAUCAACUUGUAAUGUGACUUCCUAACUUCAUUAAUUUGGCUUCACAUAACAUACCCCUUAGAACAGAUCCAAUAGGCAACUCUUAAUAUCAGCUUGCAACUGUUGAUCUCCCUGGAUCCAGAACCACUUUUAUUUCCAAGAGGAGGGGCAUUCUUUGGGGGGGUUCAUGGGGCCUGGACUUGCAGUCCCUUCCUGGGUCCCAUCUUACUGGUGACCACCAUCAUUGUUUUCCCCAUCCUCUUCCUCAACACACAUACAUGCACAACGCAUAUACAAUACUAGUGAUGUCUACCAGUCCUGCUACUUCUGGGGUGCCUGUCUCCUGGAAUGGAGCUGGAGGAGCAAUGCUGUUGGUCAAUAAAUCAGUCUACUGGAACUCUAA